AUGUUGGUUCACGUCGCUUAUCCUGACUUCAUCCUCGACAGCAAGAAAUUGGAUAAUUACUACGACACCAAUUUUGCUUUCAGUUCUUCCGUCAAAGAAACGGAUUCGUACAGUCAGAUGAUAGAGAAGCUGAAACGAUGGAAAAUAGAAUUUGAUCUGAAGCGCCUUUCCAAACCCGUCGAUCGAGCCGAGUUCCUCGCGGAUGUUGCAGAACCCUGGCGCUCAGUACAAAUUCAAAGCCAACACUCUUGGGGUAUCUGCGGCUUUUCUGCAAGCGCCAUACUUCCAUCAAUCUUUUCCAAGGUAAACAUUGACCAGACAUCUUCUGAAAAAAGCAUCACCCGAGCUUGA
Cooperia oncophora is the source of this 351-nucleotide messenger RNA. NCBI's taxonomy places the organism in Eukaryota, Metazoa, Nematoda, Chromadorea, Rhabditida, Trichostrongylidae. The record is from the annotation of a GenBank genome assembly.